AUGAAACCGGCGGGGGCGGCCGGGGAACAAGUUCGGGACCGGCCGGUGCUGGUGACGUUUACAGGCCCACGCAGGCCGGGCAGGCUAAGGGUCCGAGCAGGUCAGGCGAGGGGCCCCGAGCCAGGCAGGCGAGUGUACCGAGCAGGUCAACACGAGGGUCCGAGAAGGUCAGCCGAGGGUCCGAGCAGCAGUCAGCCGGGGGUCCGAGCAGGUCAGGGUCCGAGCAGGUCAGCCGGGGGUCCGAGAGGGCAGGGUCCGAGCAGGUCGGGGUCCGAGCAGGUCAGGGUCCGCACAGGUCAGGAGUCCGAACAGUCAGGCUCGUCGCAGGCGGGGCCCGCGGGGUGCGCGGGCCCACGCAGGCCGGCAGGCGAGGGUCCGAGCAGGUCAGGCGAGGGUCCGAUAGCAGGUCGAGAGGCACGAGGGGUCCGAGAAGGUCAGCCCGAGGGUCGAGCAGGGUCAGCCGGGGGUCCGAGCAGGUCAGGGUCCGAGAAGGUCAGCCGGGGGUCCGAGCAGGUCAGGGUCCGAGCAGGUCGGGGUCCGAGCAGGCAGGGUCCGCACAGGUCAGGAGUCCGAACAGGUCGGAGGCUCGUCGGCAGGCGGGGGGGCCCGCGGAGGUGCCGCGGUAUGAAACGCGGCGGGGGGCGGGGGGGAACCAAGUUCGGCGACCGGCCGGGCUGGUGGCCGUACAGGGCCCACGCAGGCCGGGCAGGCGAGGUCCGCUUUCAGCAGGUCAGGCGAGGGUCCCCCGCAGGCGAGGCAGGCGAGUGUCCGAGCAGUCAAAACGAGGGUCCGAGAAGGUCAGACCGAGGGUCCGAGCAGGGUUCAGGCCGGGGUCCUGAGCAGGUCAGGGUCCGAGCAGGUCAGCCGGGGGUCGAGAAGGUCAGGGUUUCCGAAGCAGGUCGGGGUACCGAGCAGGGUCAGGUCCGCACAGGUCAGGAGUCGAACAGGUCAGGCUCGUCGCAGGCGGGGGCCCGCGGGGUGCGCGGUUAUGAAACCGGCGGGGGGCGGCGGGGGGGGGAAACAAGUUCGGCGACCGGCCGGGCUGGUGGCCGUACAGGGCCCACGCAGGCCGGGCAGGGCGAGGGUCCGAUCAGGUCAGGCGAGGUCGAGAAGGUAGAGUGUCAAGCAACGAGGGUCCGAGGAAGGUCAGCCGGAGGGUCCGAUUCCAGGUCAGCCGGGGGUCCGAGCAGGGUCAGCGUCCGAGACAGGUCAGCCGGGGGGUCCGGAGCAGGGCAGGGUCCGAGCAGGUCGGGGUCGAGCAGGUCAGGGUCCGCACAGGUCAGGAGUCCGAAACAGGUCAGGGCUCGUCGCAGGCGGGGCCCGCGGGGUGCCGCGGUAAUGGAAACCGGCGGGGGCGGCGGGGGAAACAAGUUCGGCGACCGGCCGGGCUGGUGGGCCGUACAGGGCCCGCAGGGCCGGGCCAGGCGAGGGUCCGAGCAGGUUCAGGCGAGGGGCCCACGCAGGCCGGCAGGCGGAAGUUGUCCGAGCAGGGUCAAACGAGGCGUCCGAGAAGGUCAGCCGAGGUCGAGCAGGUCAGCCGGGGGUCCGAGCAGGUUCAGGGUCCGAGCAGGGGGUCAGCCGGGGUCCGAGCAGGUCAGGGUCCAGCAGGUCGGGGUCCGAAGCAGGUCAGCGUCCGAGAAAGGGUCAAGCCGGGGGGUCCGAGCAGCAGGGUCCGAGCAGGGUCGGGGGUCGAGCCCAGGUCAGGGUCCCGCACAGGUCAGGAGUCCGGAAAACAGGUGGCUCGUCGCAGGGCGGGGCCCGCGGGGUGCCGCGGUAUUGAAACCGGCGGGGGCGGCGGGGGGGAAACAAGGUUCGGCGACCGGCCGGGCUGGUGGCGUUUUACAGGGCCCACGAGGGGCCGGCGCAGCGAGGGGUACGAGCAGGGUCAGGCGGGAGGGGCCCACGCAGGCCGGCAGGCAGGAGUGUCCGAGCAGGUCAAAAAACGAGGGUCCGAAGGAAGGUCAGCCGAGGGUCCGAGAGGUCAGCCGGGGGUCCGAGAGGUCAGGGUCCGAGACAGGUCAAGCCGGGGGUCGAGCAGGUCAGGGUCCCGAAGCAGGUAGGGUAGAGCAGGUCAGGGUCCGGCACAGGUCUCAGCCGGGGGGUCCGAGCAGGUCAGGGUCCGAGCAGGUCAGCCGGGGGUCCGAGCAGGUCAGGGUCCGAGCAGGUCGGGGUCCGAGCAGGUCAGUGUCCGCACAGGUCAGGAGUCCGAACAGGUCAGGCUCGUCGCAGGCGGGGCCCGCGGGGUGCCGCGGUAUGAACCGGCUGGGGCGGCGGGGAACAAGUUCGGCGACCGGCCGGGCUGGUGGCCGUACAGGGCCCACGCAGGCCGGGCAGGCGAGGGUCCGAGCAGGUCAGGCGAGGGACCCACGCAGGGCGGGCAGGCGGGAGUGUCGAGACAGGUCAAACGAGGGUCCGAGAAGGGUAGCCGAGGGUCGAGCAGGCAGCCGGGGGUCGCGGCAGGGUCAGGGUCCGAAGCAGGUCAGCCGGGGGGGGGGGUCGAGCAGGUCAGGGUCCGCCACAGGUCAGGAGUCCGAAACAGGUCAGGCUCGUCGCUGUAGUGGAGGCGGGCUGGCUCUGUGGGAACAGUGUGAACAGUAA
Vigna umbellata (rice bean) is the source of this 2598-nucleotide messenger RNA. Lineage: Eukaryota; Viridiplantae; Streptophyta; Magnoliopsida; Fabales; Fabaceae. The record is from RefSeq and is a predicted model, not a curated record.